Molecule: messenger RNA, 3935 nt
Organism: Gadus macrocephalus (Pacific cod)
Lineage: Eukaryota; Metazoa; Chordata; Actinopteri; Gadiformes; Gadidae
Gene: gnl1
Product: guanine nucleotide binding protein-like 1
Exons: 12
Coding region: 252-2093 (613 amino acids)
Molecular function (GO): GTP binding; GTPase activity
Source: RefSeq, a predicted model, not a curated record
AAUGGCCUAUAAUCAAUGUUUAAAAAUAAUAACAGCACUAAGAUGCUUACUGCAGUGCGAACCUAUUUUGAACCGUGGAGAUUUGGUUUCGUCCGCCAUUCUCUGCAGUGAAUAUGGCGUCAUUGAAAAGUGUAGGAGUCGAGAAACUUCAUGUAAAUAACGAUAGUUAGAGAGCGUAGAAUAGCUAGGGGAGUUUCAAAGCCGAGGCAGACCUCUGACUUUAUACAAAACAAAUAUAUUUCCAUUUAAGUAUGCCUCGUAAGAAGCCAUUCAGCAACAAACAGAAGAAGAAGCAGCUUCAAGUCAAACGGGAGAGGAAGAGAGGUGAUGGGUCCGGGCCAAGCAGCCGCAAUGCCAGCGUGGAGAGAGGAGCAGAGAGGCAGUCUGACACAUCAGAUAGCGAGGCCGCUGAUAUUAGGAGGAUCAAUCAACAGCCUGGCAGAGAAGGGAGACAUGACCCCAACAGGUUCCGGCUGCACUUUGAGAGGGAAACUAAAGAGGAGGUGGAGAAGCGGAAGAAGGUGGCCAGGGAGAAGAUCCUUCAGCCCGUCUCAGAGAAAGAGAUGGAGAUCAACAUCGGUGACAUCUACCCCGCAGACAAAGGUCUUGGUAUCCCAAGACGACCAUCGUGGACCUACGACAUGACCCGCGAGCAGCUGCUGAGGAAAGAGGAGAAGUCUUACCGGGAGUACCUGGAUGACCUGCACUCCAGAAACCCCCCGGGCUCCCUCAGCCACUUUGAGCACAAUCUGGAGACAUGGAGGCAGUUGUGGAGAGUGUUAGAGAUGUCUGAUGUUAUCCUGCUCAUCGUGGACAUCAGGCAUCCGGUGCUGCAGUUCCCCCCCUCCUUGUACAGCUACAUCACAGAGGAGCUGCGCAAGCAGGUGGUGUUGGUGCUCAACAAGGCCGAUCUGUGUCCCCCCCCGCUAGUGAUCGCCUGGAAACACUACCUGGCCUCCCAGUUCCCCCACCUGCUGACGGUCUGCUUCACCUCCCACCCCGGACAGGCCUACGCCACAGUGCUUCAGAAAAAGAGGCUGAGGAAGAAAGCUGGCUGUGGCCAGGCUGGAGGCCCUACAGAUAUCAUGAAGGCCUGUCGGGAGAUCACGGCUGGAAAAGUUGACCUGGCCAGCUGGGAGAAGAAGAUCAAUCGAGAUGCUGUUGCCGAGCGACCAGACGGGGAGCCAGCAGGGGAUCCGCUGGAUCAGGUGCUCAUGGAGCACCAGAGCGAUGCGGCGAUGGAGAUGAGCAGGCCCUCUGAGGAACUGUACAAGGAUGGGAUUCUCACACUGGGCUGCAUAGGUUUUCCGAACGUCGGCAAGUCGUCUGUGAUCAACAGCCUGGUUGGAAGGAAGGUGGUGAGCGUCUCUCGUACCCCGGGCCACACCAAAUACUUCCAGACCUACUACCUCACCCCCACGGUCAAACUGUGCGACUGUCCCGGCCUGGUCUUUCCUUCCCGGGUGGACAAACAGCUACAGAUCCUAGCGGGCAUCUACCCGGUGUCCCAGCUGCAGGAGCCCUACAGCUCAGUGGGGUACCUGUGUGAGCGCACCAGCUUCCUCUCCCUGCUGAAGCUCAAGCAUCCCAGCCUGGAGGACGCCCCCAAACACCACAGCCUGGGGGACUACGACAAACCGGAGCCCAGCUGGACCGCCUGGGAUGUGUGUGAGGCCUGGGCAGAGAAGAGAUGCUACAAGACGGCGAAGGCGGCUCGAAAUGACGUGUACCGCGCGGCCAACAGCCUCCUGAGGCUGGCUGUGGACGGCCGGCUGUGUCUCUGUCUGCGUCCUCCGAGCUACAGCUGCCUGAAGGGAAACUGGGAGAACCACCCGGACCUGCCGGAGAUCAUCGCCCUGCAGGGACGGACGGAGGGCGACGAGGCCGGGGAGCGGGAGGAAGAGGAGGAGCUCGAGGAGUCCAGCACGGAGCCGGAGGAGGAGGAGAGGGACCGGGACGCGGACGACGACGAGGACCGAGACGGUGACGACGAAGACGAGGGCUUCAGGGAGUCCAGGAAGAAGGAGGCUGUGCCCCCCGGGAACCUCACUGUCAACAUGUUCAACGUGCUGCGGGAGAACGAGUGUGAAUGAGGAGGAGGAGGAUGACGAUGGGAGGAAGGGUGAAGCACUGAUGGAGGAGUGAGGCUUGCACCGCAUGGUACCCUCGCCUUUUUCCAUUUAGAAGCCCAGUACACUCAUUCCAUUUCAAUUGUUCAGUUAUUUCCAUUUCCUCCCUUCCUGAUGAAACCAACCAUCAUUUUUUCUCUUCUCCCAUUCACGUCAAAAUUUGACUUAAGUUCAAUACUUUGGUUUUGUCGUUGAAGUUAUUUUUAUUGCAGCCCUUUCCGACACCAGUAUUUUUUCAUCUUGUUAACAUUUCAGUUUUUACCUGAAUCAACCCCUAUUCAAUUUAUUUUAUUUCCCAAAUCACAUCAAAAUUUGAUUAAACCAAUGUUUUAUUGAUUUGUUAUCUUUAUUUCCUCCCUCCCCGACGCCUUAACAUUCUGUUCAUGAAGAGGUUCCACUCCAAUCCAUUUUAUUUUAUUCCCACUCGCAUCAAACUGUGAAGUACUUUGUUCUGUGCCGCCCUGCCCUGCGGCUCCACGUGCUUAAUCACCCCGGGGUUCUGUUCUGGGGAUGGGUUUGCUCUUGCUUUGAUUUGAUUUAGCUUGUUUUUCUCGCGUGUCGUUCAUCAAAGCGAUAGAUGAUUAAAAGCUUGUAUUCCUUAGACAGGGACAGGGUCUUUCUGGAAUAAUCUCUUGUUGGUCCUUAAUUUGUUUUCGUUAAUUAGUGACCUCAUCGCUGAAAAAAUCUUUGGUCGCCGGUCAGGAUAAAGAAAGAAAAAUAUCAGAAGAUGAGGUCAUUCGUUGGGCCAAACAUUUGCUUCCCAGGAAAGAGGAGGGAGCUAAAGCACUUUAAGUCAUUAUAAAGUCAAAUUGCAACCAUGAAAUGUCACUGCUUCGGUUGAAGGGGUCGGGUGGGUUGUGAUUAGUGGAUUAAAUAGGGGGGAAUAGAAUUCCCCACCUGUUUCUAUAAUAAAGGAAGUGUAUACACUCCACAGUCUGAAGUUGGCUUUGAUUUGAAUAGAUUAAGUGAUUCUGAUUUUAUACAUUUUCCCCCCAUUCAAACCAACCCAAUACUUGAUGGGUGGGGUAGAAUCAGUUUCUUUUGCUGUACUCAGAGUGCUUACCUGGAGGGCCUGUAGUGUUUUAACUACCUGGAAAAGGUUCCCAUCAUAUCCUAAUGGAGAUGCAGCUGGACCAGGCUGUUGGCCCAUGCAAUGACAUGGCUCUGUUUGGCUCUUAGAGAAGGAUAUACUGCAAUUCAUGUCAGACAAGUGAAAUAUUUCAAAGGCUCGUUUUAUACUUUAUGUUUUAGAUUAAUAAAAUGUCAAAUGAGUGAAAUUUGAAUCCUAGCUGCUCAUCUUCCAAAUACAUCGGCCCCUCAAUAUGGGUUAUUUUUCCUCUUUGGUCUUUGACAUUUCUACUCUGCUAUGAAUUGUGGUAUACAAAAUAUUGCUUUUGGCAACUCUAUCCCUGUGUGGUGUGCUAAGCCUAUGCUACAAUCCUACGAGUGCUGUAUUUCCCUUUUCAGUGUGCUGUUGUACCUCAUGUUCUGCAUUACAACUUUAAUGUAAAGAAAAUCCUACAGCACAAUUCUGUGUUACCAUGUAAUACAUAACACUGCGAUCACAUGCACUGGUAAACUGCCAUUGGUAUUGUGUGAAGCGACUCUUGAACACUACCCUGCUGUUCCAAGCACAGUGGACAUGGUUGUGUUUAUCUGGCCUUAUGGACAAUUACUGACAAACUUUUAGAGUGAGGGCAAGUGAUUAUGAAGCCAUUUUCUGCAUUCAUCUCCUUCCUAUUAUGGCUUAUGGCAAUGAACUGGACUGCUCUCUCUGCAAUAAAAAAACAAUCAUUUAAAACCAAA